AUUUCGGAUAACACGCAUUUCCAGUGGGAUUUCAGGGUACUGGUAGUCCCCCCUUAUUUUCGCCUUCGUGUACAACUUUCAUUGCUAAGUUGUGCAAGUGGGCUUACACAGCUUAGACAUUCUAGCCUGGAAUAGCAGACUUAUUACCCACUCUCCGCGCGAUCUAAAGCAACAAAUUGAGCCUUGAAGUUCGUUAUGGCUUCGCGAGCCCGGCAGCUAGUGGAGAUUCUUUCUCAAAGUAUCUCCGACAUCGAGGACUUUCUCAAGACUCAAGAUGCACCAGAUCUCUCGAUCGAACAGGAUGUGCCUUUGAGUUUCCACGCAAACCCAAAAUUUGCUUCGACCAAGGAUGCCGCCCUGUUGGCUUGUAAGGAGCUUUCAACGCUGCUAGGCGGUUCUUUCGCCGCCAUAACCAAUCAAACGACUAGCGAAUUUGCGAAUACGCAAGCGAUCUGCCGCUUCAAGAUCCCAUCAAGCUUUCCACCCGAUCGCGAUCACGCAACAUACGACGAGUUGGCAGCGAACAGUGGUCUUCCAGAACCUGAGGUACGACGCCUAGUGCGUUCAACAUUGCCUUCGUACAUAUUUCUCGAGAAAGAGACGGGCAUCGUGACUCGCACUGCAGCAUCAAAGCUGCUAGCCUAUAAUCCUCUUAUGGUCCAAUGGGUCGAGAUGACUGCGACCGAAAUCAUGCCUGCGACACUGAAGAUCGCCGAUGCGAUGGAAAAGUGGCCACAGUCGGGGGAACCACAUCAGACGGGUUAUAAUCUUGCCAACAACACCGAAGACUCAGCGUUCACACACAUGGCAAAGUUUCCUGGUCGCCCUGAGCAGUUCGCUCAGGCGAUGUCCCUCUUUAGCAUGGGACCAGGUUAUUCUCCCAAGUGGUUACUAGAGAACUAUCCUUGGGAUAGCUUGGAAACUGGCACUGUUGUUGACGUCGGUGGCUCAAAGGGUGAGUAUGGUAUCGCCAUAGCCCGGAAGUAUCCUCAGAUCAAGGUUGUCAUCCAGGAUCUGCCAGACGUGAUCGAAAAAGCCCAGUCGAGCGCACCGGCAGAUUUGGGCGACAGAGUUGAGUUCAUGGCCCAUGAUUUCCUUACAGAUCAACCUAUUAAAGACGCAGACGUGUACCUUAUGCGCUGGAUCUUGCACGAUUGGUCAGAUGCGUAUUCGAUCCGCAUCUUGCGCGCUCUCAUACCAGCAUUGAGAAAAGGGGCUAGGAUUGUACUGCACGAGUACAUCGUGCCUGAGCCGGGCAAGACGUUAACCCUGCAGGAUAGAACUCUAAGGAUAUUCGACACCGCUGUCCGAGCUCUGACGAAUGGCAAGGAAAGAGAAGCGAAUGAUUGGAAAGCGCUUUUCGCCGAAGCAGACAGCAGAUUUCAGAUAUUGAGCAUUGAAAAGCCACCCGUGUCUAGCCUAGGAAUCAUUGUGGCGCAGUGGGAAGGGUGAGUCAGUGCAGUCACUGGAAGUUGAGC
Messenger RNA from Paraphaeosphaeria sporulosa, 1478 nucleotides. Its product is annotated as S-adenosyl-L-methionine-dependent methyltransferase. Lineage: Eukaryota; Fungi; Ascomycota; Dothideomycetes; Pleosporales; Didymosphaeriaceae. The transcript is spliced from 4 exons. Gene Ontology annotation, molecular function: O-methyltransferase activity. The record is from RefSeq and is a predicted model, not a curated record. Bases 196 to 1452 code for a protein of 418 amino acids.